This is a messenger RNA of Letharia columbiana, 3177 nucleotides long. RefSeq lists its product as uncharacterized. Gene Ontology annotation, molecular function: mannosyl-oligosaccharide 1,2-alpha-mannosidase activity; calcium ion binding. Gene Ontology annotation, cellular component: endoplasmic reticulum; Golgi membrane. The record is from RefSeq and is a predicted model, not a curated record. The transcript has 4 exons. Gene Ontology annotation, biological process: N-glycan processing; carbohydrate metabolic process. The coding region runs from base 1 to 3177 and encodes 1058 amino acids. NCBI's taxonomy places the organism in Eukaryota, Fungi, Ascomycota, Lecanoromycetes, Lecanorales, Parmeliaceae.
AUGUUUAGAAUGCGCCGAUACCGGGUUUUCCUGGUCUUUGCUGUCAUUGCAGUCGGUGCAUUAUACCAUUUCACAACCUUAGGCGGUCUCGAGAGCGCGGGUGCGGCGAGCGUCGAGGGGCUUAAGAACUUUGGCCAAAAGAUUGAAUCUUCCUCUCCACCAGCUUCGAAAUCAGAGCAAGAUUCAGAUAGUGAAGAAAGAUCGAAUGCCAAAGAUAUCAAUGCGCCCAUAGCUGUGCAUAGUCUCGCAGACUCGGGGACUGCAAGGCCAUCUAUUGCCGCAGCACAGGAGCCGGAGUCCCGAGCCAAACCAACAUCUCUCGUGAAGUCAGCUUCUAGAUAUGGCGAUUCGGUCGCUGGGGACAAGCCUCUAUCAGCAGGCAAGGUUGCCCCAACUGCUACGUCUACACCCGCCAACAAGACAACAAAAGUCGAGACUGGCCCAGCAGACCCCAUCAUUGAACCCGAGAGUGGGAAAGGCAGAAUGGAGAUAAUUGCGGAGACAGGCAUCCCCAAGAUUCACUGGAGCCAGCAGCCAGAGCACUUCCCUAUCCCGACCGAGGACAUUAUACAACUACCUACAGGGAAGCCGAAAGCAAUUCCACAGAUUCAGCACAAAUUCACAGCCGAAUCUGCAAGCGAUAAGGCAGCUCGAGAAGACAAAAGAGAAAUCAUCAAAAAGGCCUUCUCAUUCUCUUGGGAUGGAUACAGAUCGAAGGCGUGGAGGCAAGACGAGUUGUCCCCAAUAUCUGGCAAGCAUCGCAACCCAUUUUGCGGAUGGGGCGCAACACUGGUAGAUACUUUGGAUACAUUGUGGAUGAUGGACUUGAAGGACGAAUUUGAGGAAGCUGUAGACGCUGUCAAGGAGAUAGACUUCACUACAAGUGCGAGGAACGACAUACCGCUGUUCGAGACCGUUAUUCGAUAUCUUGGAGGCCUUGUUGCUGCGUAUGACAUAAGUGGUGGCACAUAUAAAGUACUUUUGGAUAAAGCCGUGGAGUUGGCGGAUAUCCUCAUGGGUGCCUUUGACACACCAAACCGCAUGCCUAUGACCUUCUAUAUGUGGAAGCCCACCUUCGCCUCUCAGCCUCACCGAGCAAAAACGAGAGUCGUUCUUGCGGAGUUGGGGUCUCUAUCAGUUGAAUUCACGAGGCUUGCACAGAUCACGAAAGAGGCAAGGUAUUAUGAUGCAGUUGCUCGAAUUACCAAUGAGUUUGAGAUCUGGCAGAAUGACACCAGAAUGCCUGGCCUAUGGCCCCUGAAAGUCGAUGCCUCGGGAUGCAAGAAACCAGAGCAGGCUCCACAAACGAAAUAUGACCAUCCGACAAGGAAAGGACCCACAAAUUUGAAACCGCUGCUAAUUGCCGAGGAUAAAGCUGCAGCGGCAGAUAGUCCGAGUCUCUUAGAUGAAGGCCCGGCGAGGAGAAUCAAGGCUGAGGAGGAUCUCCAGUCAAAAAGUGAGGGUGGUCUUGUGGACGCAGUGGAUGAGGUGAGGAAAGCGGGAGCAAAGAGUCCAGCAGAAUCAAAAAGCGCAUUUUUGCCUGAAGCUCCUGAUAGUAGCGUCGAAGCAGCCACGCAUGUCAACCACGAAUCGCAUGAUUCCGCUCAGAAGUCUUCUGCCGCCAGUGCUUUGGUAAAGAGAGAGGUCUCCACGGACCCUGUUUCAAAACCCGCAGAGUGUGAGCCGCAAGGCCUCGCAUCACCGCCGUACACAUCGAGCGAAGAAUUCGGAAUUGGUGGCCAGGCGGAUUCUAUGUACGAAUACCUGCCAAAAGAAUACAUGCUUCUUGGAGGCUUGGAAGAGAAGUAUCGAGCUAUGUACGAGAUGGCGGCAGACAGCACCAUCAAGAAUCUCUUGUUUCGCCCCAUGAUACCCAACGAGAAAAGACAUAUUUUACAUGCAGGUUUAGCCAAGGUCGCCGAGAGAAAGAAUCCUACCGACGAUAAGGUCGACCUAAAGCCGGAGGGAACACACCUCACUUGCUUUGCCGGGGCUAUGUUCGCCAUUGGUGCCAAGGUCUUCGAUCGCGAGGAUGACAUGGACAUCGCUUGGAAGCUUACAGACGGAUGUGUGUGGGCCUAUGAAGCAACGAACACAGGUAUUAUGCCCGAAAGCUAUUUAGCUAUUCCUUGCCCAGAUGUGGACAGUUGUCCAUGGAACGAAACGCUGUGGCAUGAAUCGCUCGACCCUUUCGGUGACUUGCGUGAGAAAAACCGAAUCUCGAGGCAGCAAGCUGUCUUAAGCUCCAAGAAAAAAGCGCCCCUCGACGAACCUGUAGGAAAGGGAGAUAAGACAUCUCAGACUAAAGUCACCAAGGCCUCGUCCAUUCCGGGACUGAUCAGCUCUCAAACGAAAGGGUCAAUUGGUAAGAAAGGUGAUGCACAAUUCGUUGAAAGUGCCAUCUCCGAAUCGAAAGUAGACAAGUCUAUAAAGCCAAAAGCUGCUCUCUUGGAAGGAGAGAUUGAUGAGCUCAUGACCAAGGCCGGAGAAGCUGACGCUUCUUCAAAGUAUCUUCACAAAAGGCAACUUGGAGACUUCAAUGAAGAGAACCCAAUUGCCUCUGCAGGAGGAAAGGCUGUACCAACAGCGGCAGCGAUUCCCAAAGAACCGAAGGACACAGUCACAGAAUCGACUAUCAAGACAAAUGAAGAGUCCAUGGUUGAGGAGACUUCCGCGGAACAACACUUGGACAAAUCAAAGGCGCCUACCCUAGGUCUCAAGGACAAAGCAACAGGGUUGAAACACUCCAACGGCACAACCAAACCUACGGUUUACACCCCACCACCAAUUCCUACACGCGAGGAGUUCGUGAAGGCUAGGAUCAGCGAUGAGAGAUUACCAGCAGGGAUGACCAAGGUUACGGGCGGCAGAUAUCUCCUCAGACCAGAGGCGAUUGAAUCCGUUUUCGUCAUGUACCGCACCACCGGCGACGAGUACUGGCGCGAAAAGGGUUGGGAGAUGUUCAAGGCCAUCGAAAAACAUACCAUUGCGACCUAUGGCGCUUCCGCGAUAUCAGAUGUUACGAGCAAGAAGCCAGUGGCCUUGGAUGAAAUGGAGAGCUUCUGGUUGGCGGAGACGCUCAAAUAUUUCUAUCUCUUAUUCAGUGAGCCUGAUGUGGUCAGUCUGGAUGAUUAUGUGCUGAACACAGAAGCACAUCCAUUCAAGAGGCCGACAUGA